Messenger RNA from Trichomonas vaginalis G3, 1332 nucleotides. RefSeq names its product dynein regulatory complex subunit 4 family. The transcript has a single exon. Bases 1 to 1332 code for a protein of 443 amino acids. NCBI's taxonomy places the organism in Eukaryota, Parabasalia, Trichomonadida, Trichomonadidae. Gene Ontology annotation, cellular component: motile cilium; Golgi apparatus; microtubule. Gene Ontology annotation, biological process: cell motility. The record is from RefSeq and is a predicted model, not a curated record. Gene Ontology annotation, molecular function: small GTPase binding; microtubule binding.
AUGAAUGAAUCGCGGGCAACUAUAUCAAGCUUUUUUGAAGGCGAUUCUUCAAUUUCAAAACGAUCAAAUUCAUCAAGAAGAUCGAAUAAAAGCAAAAUUCCAAUAAAAAUCGUACCAAAAUCAAUUCGUAAAAUCAACUCUGAGGAAAAUUCAGAAAUAUCACAAAAUACAGUGAAAGAAAAUGAUAAACAAUUGGAUGACAUUGAGAAUGAAGAGAAUGAUGUCGAAAUUUACGAAGAAUAUAAAAAAUUGCAGAAAGAUAUUGAUAAAUUAGUACGAUAUAAACAACUAAAAGAGCGAGAAUUGUCUGAACUUAAAACAAAGUCGCAGAAAGAAAUCCAGAUAUACUUAAAGAAAAUAGAAUAUUUGUCAAAUACUUUUAAUAAUCCAGAAAUGAAUCAAAAUAAGAAAAAAAUUUCAAGCCAAUCUGAAUUAUCAGAGGUAUUAUCUGCCGAAAAGGAAUCAUUUUUAUCAGAAAUUCAUGAUACUGAUUCUGAUUUAACAAAACAGAAAAAGUUCAGCAAAUUUAUAGAUCAGCUUGAAGCAGUAUACACUAAUAACUAUAAUACUAUGAAAUAUGAUUUAGAAGAACAGAAAUUGAAAGCAAUUACAGAAGCUAAAAAGAAUGCGAACAAUGCAAUUCAAGAAACAGAGAUGCAACAUGCCACUGAGAUGGAGCAACUUCAGAACUACUAUCAAAAAACUACUCAGGAACAAUUGGAAACAAUAAAAGACUUGAAAUCAAAAAUUGCCCGUUUGAGACCACAAGAUACACAACAAACACAAGAAUUCGAUAAUUCUGAAAAGAAGAAAUCAGUUCUUCUUCUAGAAAUUGAAAAACUUCAAAAAGAAAAUAACGAAUUAAAAUUAAAAACUCAAGAUGCAGAUAAACUUUCAGCAGAACUUAAAAAAGUUACAGAAGUUGUUGAAGAACUAGAAGAUGAAAAAGAAAAUGAAUUAAUUGCAGAUGAAGUAUUAUCAAAAAGAUUCGAACAAUUAGAAGAAGAAAGAAAUGCGAUGUAUGACCAAUUUGAAGCAAUGAUCAAAGAUGUUCAUCAGAAAGCAGAGUUUAGAGGAUAUAUCCUUGCACAGAAGAUACAAAAGAUGAAUGAAAUGCUUGAUAGCAAAGAAAGACAACUUCAAACAUCAAUUGCAAAAGGAAGUGUUGGAAAUGCAAUGCAGGUAAAGAUAGAUCAAGCUCUUGCAGAAAAGAAUUCAAGAAUUAAUCAAUUAGAAUCUCAACUAAUGAAUAUGCAUAACGCAUAUGAAAAGAUGACUGAUAUGUAUGAGGCCAAAAUAGCAUCUUUUGGUGUUGAUAAUAAUGCUUCAUAA